This is a messenger RNA of Clunio marinus, 225 nucleotides long. The record is from the annotation of a GenBank genome assembly. NCBI's taxonomy places the organism in Eukaryota, Metazoa, Arthropoda, Insecta, Diptera, Chironomidae.
AUGUGGGUAGCAUUGAUACAUAAACCAUCUCAUUCUCUUCUCACAGGCACAGACAACAACAACAACAAAAAUGACAGUGAAAAAAUUUUUGAGGGUGAAAAGUUUAUUAUAAUUUCAUUGCAAAUAUCGGUGACAAAUGUGUGUAGAGAAAGGAAUCACGACGAAUUUUUAUCAUUGACAGAUAACAGUGAUUAUUUCUUCAAUACGAUUUGUGAUUUUGGUUGA